Molecule: messenger RNA, 958 nt
Organism: Caenorhabditis sp. 36 PRJEB53466
Lineage: Eukaryota; Metazoa; Nematoda; Chromadorea; Rhabditida; Rhabditidae
Source: the annotation of a GenBank genome assembly
AUGUCGUUGCCAAUUCUCUAUUCUUCUUGGAAGUCUUCAUGUGCUUGGCGAGUUCGGAUUGGUAGGCAAGAGCACAUUUCUCAAUUAAAAUAGUCCUUCAGCACUUGCUCUCAAGGACAUUGAGUACGAGUAUCGACCGGUUGAUUUGAAUUCCGAAGAAUCAAAAGUAUGUUCCUUCUUGAUUUUGCGUGCAUCGGAAAAAAAAACAUUUCCAGAACAAUCCAGAGUUUGUGAAGCAUAAUCCAGCUCGGAAAGUGCCAACACUCGUUAUAAAUGGACUAUCCCUAACUGAAAGUUUGGCUAUAAUCGAGUACUUGGACGAAGCCUACCCGGAGCCGCCGUUUCUCCCCAAAGAGCUUGAGAAGAGAGCUCGAGCAAGAGCGGUUUCCCUUCAUGUAAGUGACCCCCUCAUUCUGAACGAUAUAUCUCAGCUGUCGGUAAGAAUAUCAAAAAGUUUUCAACAGACAAGUUGUUCACCAAGAAAUUAUGCACAUUUUCUUCGUUGACAACUUUUUUAUAUCUCUAAAGGCAGCAGAGAUAUAUCGCGUGCAUUGAAUGCAUACAUUCUCUUCUCAGAUCGUUUCUGGAAUCCACCCACUCCAAUCGCUCGGCGUCAAUCGAAUGCUCAACGAGAAAGAGCCGGGACUCGGAGAUGAGUGGGUGUGUCACUUCAUAACUAAAGGCUUCAAAGCGCUCGAGGAACUUCUGAAGAGACAUUCGGGAAAGUUUUGCGUCGGCGAUCAGCUGACCAUCGCCGAUCUCAUGCUUCCGUCGAUCAUUUACAAUGCGAAGAAGUAUUGUUGAUCCAUUUAGCAACGGAUCCGUGAACUUGUCUUUCAGCUACAAAAUCGACAUGUCUCCGUAUUCGAUCAUGAACACAAUCGAUGCGACGCUGGCCGAGAUUCCAGAGUUUCGAGUGGCCCAUGCUGAUGUGCAGCCGGAUGCUCUAAAGAAUUGA